CCCAGUUUGUGUCAGGUCACGUUUGUUUUGGAGCGCGAGGACCAGACAAAAAACAUGCCGAAACCGAACACUCUCUUCAAUUAUUUCACCAAAUCUCCUGCUCCGGCCAAGAACAAGUCUUCCCCGACGGUCGGAGACACUCCGGAGUUCAAGGAGAAGGGAAAUUCGCCCAAGGAAGGAGCGAAAUCCGCCAAGACAUCGCCAAAAUCUGCCAAACAAAAUGGCGGUACAGCUGCCCAGUUCCAGCCCGGAGACCUGCUGUGGUGUAAGCUGGCAGGUUAUCCCUGGUGGCCCAGCCUGGUGUGUCAUCACCCCACCACUGGUACACACAUCAAGUCAGGCAAGACCCCCAUGGUGCACGUCCAGUUCUUUGAUGAGCCGCCCAGUCGGUCCUGGAUCAGCUACAAGAUGACCAAACCUUUCACGGAGGCCACAGCCAAACAUGCAGGUACGGGCGGCCCUCUCUUCACACCCAAUCCUAAAGUACAGCGCGGUGCGAAGAACGCAGAGGCAGCACUACAGCUGAGCCGGGAGAACCGGUUAGAACUGGUCGUGGAGCUGCUGCCCUCUGAGGACGAGGAGGACAUGGACGUUGAUGACAUCCAGAAUGGUGCAGAUGAGGAGACAGGCAGUGAGUGUGAAGAGGAGGUGGUCUCUAAAAAGAGACCCUCCAAGCUUAGAAGGAAGAAAGGAACUAAGAGGAUCCGACUUGCUGUGGACUCUGGUAGUGAAUCAGAGGAAGAAGAGUUUAAGCCUGACAGCGAGGAUGAUGACUCUGAUGUCAGCUCAGGAGUUGACGAGAAUGACAUCUCUGAGCCAGAAACAGAGUCGGAGCCAGAAAGUCCUGUAAAGCCGACCAGGAAGAGAAAGAGAGAGCCGGCUAAGACCCCGUCUCGAGGAAAGGCCAAGAUUGAGCUGAGUUCCUUCAGUACUCCGUCAAACCGCCCGGGGACACCUGGAGGCUCCGCUACACCUGGUGGGACUGUCAGAACACCUGGAGCGCAUCAGAACACCAAAAAUAAACUGGCCAUGUUCUCUGCACCAGAGUCUCCCUCUUCAGAAAAAGGCUCUGAACCAAAGACCAAGUUUGACCACGAAACAUACGAGUUUCUACAAGAAGGAAACAUCAGGGAUGCUAAGAAGAGGUCACCCUCAGAUGAAGACUAUGAUCCCAGAACCCUGCAUGUUCCUGACAGCUUCCUCCUGAAAAAUACCACACCACUGAUGAGAAAGUGGUGGGACGUCAAAUCACAGCUGUACGACACUGUUCUGUUCUUCAAGGUUGGUAAGUUCUAUGAGUUAUACCACAUGGACGCCAUGACUGGGGUCAACGAACUCGGACUUCUCUUCAUGAAGGGUUCUCAGGCCCACUGUGGGUUCCCGGAGAUCGCGUACGGUCGGUACUCGGACACGCUGGUCCAGAAGGGGUACCGAGUGGCCAGGAUUGAACAGACGGAAACAGUGCCACAAUCAGAGGAAAGGAUAAAAAGGAUGGUGAAACCCACCAAGUUUGACAAGGUAGUGAGGAGAGAGGUCUGUAGGAUCACUACUAAAGGUACAAAAACAUACAGUUUUCUGGAGGGAGACACAGGAGAGGCUGCUAACAGCUACCUACUGGCCAUCUCUGAGAAGGCCAAUGAGGACAUAGCUGGAGGCCAGAGUGUGUAUGGAGUGUGUUUUGUUGACACCUCCAUCGGGAAAUUUCAUAUUGGGCAGUUUGAAGAUGAUCGUCACAGCUCUCGACUCAGAACACUCAUCGCUCAGUACACACCCUCUCAGGUACUGUUUGAGAGGGGAAAGCUGUCUUCCAAGAUACAGAGCAUCUUAAACAGUAACCUGAGCACAGCCUUGAGAGAGGCACUGUCUAGUUCUGAGUUCUGGGAUGCUCCAAAGACGCUGAAGUUCCUCGCUGAGAAAGACUACUUCAGUGAGAAUGAAGAUGAAGAGAAGACGGGAGUUAGUUGUUGGCCGGAGGCACUGAAAAACAUGACUUCUGAUGCUGACUCUCUAGGCCUGACUGCAGCAGAUGACUAUGAUCUGGGUGUCAGUGCACUGGGUGCUGUCAUCUGGUACCUGAAGAGAUGUUACAUAGAUGAAGAGAUGCUGUCCAUGUGUAAUUUUGAGGAGUACAAACCGUUAGACAGUCAGACUGACGUGGCUGAGAAAUCUGCACCUGACUUCACCACAGGCAAACAGCACAUGGUUCUAGAUGGUGUGACCUUGAAUAACCUUGAGAUCAUAGAGAACAGCGUGACAGGGUCGCGGGAGGGCACACUGCUGGAGAGGCUGGACAUGUGCUGUACUCCCUUUGGGAAGAGACUGUUUAAACAGUGGCUGUGUGCUCCCCUGUGCAAUCCUGCCUCCAUCAAUGAUAGACUGGAUGCAGUAGAAGACCUGAUGGCCUGUAGGGAUGUAGUUGCUGAGGUGACAGAGAUCCUGAAGAAGGUUCCUGACUUGGAGAGGCUGCUACAGAAGAUCCACACGCUGGGUCUGGUUCGGAACAAGGACCACCCUGACGGCCGUGCGGUGUUCUUCGAGGACGUGAACUACAGUAAGAAGAAGAUCGCAGACUUCCUGUCGGCGCUGGACGGCUUCAGGAGCGCCGUGAGGGUCGUCAGGAUGUUCAAGGAGAAAGUCGACGACUUCAAGUCCAAGCUAUUGAAGCAGUCGGUCUCUUUAGAUAGCAACAAAGCUGCACAGGGUCGGUUCCCUAACCUCUCAGGCCAUCUUAUGUACUUCGACCAUGCAUUUGACCACAAUGCGGCCAGGAAGAACGGUGUGAUCAUCCCGAAGGAAGGUGUGAACUGUGCGUACGACGAGGCUCUGACAGACAUCAAGUCUGUCCACAGGAACCUGGACAGCUACAGGGACAAGCAGAAACAGAGGAUGGGCUGCUCGACCAUAUCGUUCUGGAGUUCCGGUAAGACUCGCUACUGUCUGGAGAUCCCGGAGUCGGCACUGAAGCGUCACGUACCAGACGAGUACGAACUGGCCGGGUCGAAGAAGGGCUUCAAACGCUACACGACUCGCGAGAUCAAGGAGAUGCUUAAGACACUGGAGGAGGCUGAGGGAAGGAGGGAGGCAGCACUUAAGGACACCAUGAGGACCAUCUUCCACAGCUUUGAUGAGAGUUACAAAGACUGGAAUGCAGCAGUACAGUGUGUAUCAGUGUUAGAUGUACUCAUGAGUUUGAUGCAGUACAGUCUGUGUGGCGAUGGAGACAUGUGCCGGCCAGAAAUAGUCACUCCAAACCAAGGCACUCAGCCAUUCCUGGAGAUCCGUGAAGGCCGUCAUCCCUGCAUCUGUAGAACCUACUCCGGAGGGGACUUCAUUCCUAAUGACACUGUGGUCGGCACUUCUACUGCUGAAGAUAUGGAGGAGUCAGGUGGAGCUGAUGCCAGCAGUGUUGUCCUGGUCACAGGGCCGAACAUGGGGGGCAAGUCUACACUCAUGCGCCAAGUGGGCAUUAUCACCAUUAUUGCCCAGCUGGGUUGCUAUGUCCCAGCCCAGUCCUGCCGUCUGACUCCCAUAGAUCGGGUCUUCACCAGACUGGGAGCCAGCGAUCGCAUCAUGUCAGGUGAGAGUACGUUCUUCGUGGAGCUGAGUGAGACAUCCAGUAUCCUCCAACACGCCACUCCCCACUCCCUGGUACUGCUGGAUGAACUGGGACGAGGAACUGCGACCUAUGACGGGACGGCCAUCGCCUGUUCUGUCGUGAAGGAGCUUUCGGAGAACCUGCGCUGCCGUACGCUGUUCUCUACGCACUAUCACUCUCUGGUGGAGGAGUUCUCGCACGACCCUAACGUCAGACUUGGUCACAUGGCCUGUAUGGUUGAGAAUGAGAAUGAUGAGGACCCCAGUCAGGAGACCAUCACCUUCCUCUACAAGUUUGUAAAAGGGGCGUGUCCCAAGAGCUACGGUUUCAACGCCGCUCGACUGGCCGAUCUGCCUGAAGAGGUGAUUCGUGUGGCUCAAGACAAGGCUAAGGAGUUUGAAGAGAACACAGAGAGGCUGAAACUCUUCAGGUGA
This is a messenger RNA of Branchiostoma belcheri (Belcher's lancelet), 4029 nucleotides long. RefSeq names its product DNA mismatch repair protein Msh6-like. The record is from RefSeq and is a predicted model, not a curated record. The transcript is spliced from 33 exons. The coding region runs from base 55 to 4029 and encodes 1324 amino acids. Gene Ontology annotation, biological process: mismatch repair. Gene Ontology annotation, cellular component: MutSalpha complex; nucleus. Gene Ontology annotation, molecular function: ATP-dependent DNA damage sensor activity; ATP binding; mismatched DNA binding. NCBI's taxonomy places the organism in Eukaryota, Metazoa, Chordata, Leptocardii, Amphioxiformes, Branchiostomatidae.